This is a messenger RNA of Eruca vesicaria subsp. sativa (arugula), 435 nucleotides long. The record is from the annotation of a GenBank genome assembly. Lineage: Eukaryota; Viridiplantae; Streptophyta; Magnoliopsida; Brassicales; Brassicaceae.
AUGAUGAUCAUAACUGCCGCCCAUGCCGAUCUAUUGGAAGAAGUCAUUUCCGAGUUUUAUAUACUUGACUCCCUCCAUUACAAUCUUCUUUUGGCUUAUCCAGCCAUUACCGAACAUGCAGACCCUGAACCUUCUUCCCUACUAGUCGACAACUUUGGUGGAGAGUUUGUCUGGGAUAGGUUUGGCUUACUGAGAGAUCAAGGGUCUGACAACAGUGAUACGAGAAGACAGGACACAGGCUGUGAAAUGCAUUGUUGCGGAUUAUGCAAAUUUUCUUCCGACAGCUUUGAUGAUUUCGCCACGCACCUCGACAGUCCCCAACAUGCAGUUAAGUCUUAUCUUGCAAAAGUGGAGGCGAAAAGGCUAGAAUUUGUCAAGCGUUCUCAUGAUUCUGAUGAUGAUGUUGCUCCCGAGACUCACAAGGCAAGUUAUUAG